GAUCUUUCGUCUUCCAUCUUCUCGUAAAAAAGUUACGUGUACGCGAUUUUGUCAGUUUUCUUUCUUAUUCGUUUCUUAUCGUAAUUUCUGUUUAUUGUUCGCGAUGCAUGUCUCGCUCAUGCAAAAACUUCCGAUGCCACAGGUGUCGAACUUCUUUUAUCCGUUCAACACUAGCCUCGAAGAAGAGAUCAAGAGAUUAUUUGUCAAUUUUUCGAUCGAGACAGAAAACACAUCUGUUCCAAAUGUCGAAGAUGUAAUGGAGGAGUUCCGUCAUAAUGGACGUGAUUUUGAAUAUUGUCCAGAUCUGGACAAUGUUACAAUGCCAGAAACGACACCACGCCGCAAGAAAAAUAAGAAACCUUUGCCUACAGAAUGCGUUUUCUGUAGAAAUAAUGGCGAAGAGGAGGCUUAUUACCGUAAACACUUGCUGAAAGAUGCUGAUGGUCGCGUCUCCUGUCCAGUUUUAAGGGCUUAUACAUGUCCAAUUUGCGGUGCGUGUGGAGACAUAGCUCAUACGGUCAAGUAUUGUCCAAAAGGCACCAAAAACCCUGGUACAUUGGCAACAGUAAAUGCGUUCAAACUAUUGAGAAACUCUAUGGGCAAACGACGCGUCAAAUAAAAUACCGUGGCACUCGAGCACGUGUCACCAUUCUUGUGCCAUAAAACAUCAAAAGUAUAUCUUCUUUUCAAGGAUUUCGAAGAAGUGGUGCCUCCAUCCUUAACUCUCGCGAGCGUUUCGGUAUCAUCUGCUGGCAGGUAAUUUUACCGUCGUCGCAUCUUUUCAAAUAUAAACGAACCAAAGUGCCUUACAGGAAUGUACAUUAAAUUCCUAGUAACGAUUUCUCGAAACAAUGUUACCAUUCGUUGCUCGGUUGCCAUUGGAUCUUACGAAAUUCAUCUUAUCGAUUAAGCAAAAGAGAAAACAGUUUAUUCUACAUUUCAUUUACUUUGUCUUUAUUUUCUGUUCUUACAUCAUUUAUUUAUUUCGGUUUGGACAAUACGAUAUUUAGUGAAAAAGAAAUAUAAAGUAAACCACUGAAGCUCGGAGGCAAACUAUGAAAAAGAUUAUUAUUCGAAUCGUAAUAUGAAUCGUCUAGAGUUUAGAUAAUCAAGAGGCUGUAUCCAAAGACAUUUUAGUCAUAAGAAAUUAUUUAUACAAAACGGUGCCAUAUACUCUCGUCAAACGUGUCAUUUUUCUAUAAAGUUUCCUUUGCGAUUACGAAAAAGAUUUAUUUAUAAAUGAAUAUUUUUAUCAUCUUUUCAAGUCAUCACUUAAUAUUAUGAUAAUUUCAACUUUUUUUUUUUAAUUUCAUAUACAUACAUUUACAUGCAUUGACAUAACAUUGAUAAAUAUUCAUAUUUUUCUUAAGAUUGUCGACAAAUGUUCGUCAGUGUGAAAACGACUCUUUAAAAAAAGAUUGAAACUUUACAAACAAAUACUGUGAUAAUGUUAAUAAGACUCUUCAAGACUUUUUAUACGACAGUCAUGAAUAUUAAAAAAUCCAUGUUGUUUGUGAUUACAAAUAUAAUUGAUUUUUUUAUAAAUCAUUUAACAAAGUAAAUCACGUUUUUCAAUCUUAAUAGUUUUCAGCAAAAAAUUUUUUUAUCGAGACACGUUAAUGGACAGAGUACUACGUUUAAUUAAGUUUAAAAAAAAAAAUAUUAGACGAUAUUUGAAACUAAAAACAUUUACGCAGUUUUAUUUAUCUAUACAAAAUAUGUAACAUAGAGAUUGCGUUUGUACAUUACUAAUGUUUAUUAAAAGUCAUAAAAGAAAAGAUUUUUCUUUUUAAGAUACUUAGGCUUUUCUUAAAAAGUCGACGAUGGACCAAUGAGAUAUAGUUCCUUUUAAAGUUUAUACUUAAUCAUUUGACAGCAUUAAGUAUAAUGUAUAGAAUGUCCUAACUGAUAGUAUAUACUAUAGGGAAGGAAAGGGCAAAGGAAAGUUUUUUUACUUAUAAAAAUAAGUUGAAAAUA
Molecule: messenger RNA, 1977 nt
Organism: Apis laboriosa (Himalayan honeybee)
Lineage: Eukaryota; Metazoa; Arthropoda; Insecta; Hymenoptera; Apidae
Gene: nanos
Product: nanos homolog 3
Exons: 3
Coding region: 104-619 (171 amino acids)
Biological process (GO): oogenesis; negative regulation of translation
Cellular component (GO): perinuclear region of cytoplasm
Molecular function (GO): zinc ion binding; mRNA binding
Source: RefSeq, a predicted model, not a curated record